GCCGAGCUCUUUCACAAUGCAAUGUGCUUAUAGAACAUUGCUGUGUUCUCUCUCUCUCUCUCUCUGUCUCUCUCUCUCUCUCUCUCUCUCUCUCUCUCUCUCUCUGUGUGAGGCAGGCAGGGCAGCAGAGCGGUGAACUCAGUGUGUUCUCACAUCUGUAUUGGGCAGGCUGGUGAGUGUGUGAGAGAGUACUGAGCAGGGAUGAGCACCAGACAGUGAGGAAGAGAACGACAGAGGAGUACAAAAAAGGAGUGCAGCUAGAGUCGGAUGCUGUGGUGAACGAGAGCUUGCAUACCUCUCUCUCUCCCUCCAUCUCACUCAGUCUGUCUCCCCCACUCCCAUGCUGUUGUGAUAGACAGCACGGCACUCUCGGCUUGGCUGCAUGGAGGCACAGGGAGGGGCAGGGAGCCCAGAGCCCAAUAAAGACAUCCAGAAGUUGCUGAAGCCCUCCAGCUCAGGGGACCUUUCCAAGGAGUUGUACCAUCACCCAGUGGGGGAAGAGGAGGGAGGGCUCCCAGGACACACCGCUGGCCUGCUGCACGUCACCGAGAGGAGACGUGAGUACCGGGAGCCUCUGAGCAGUGUGUCCUCCCUGGAGGUGCACUUUGACCUUCUGGACCUGACAGAGCUAACCGACAUGUCUGACCAGGAGCUGGCUGAGGUGUUUGCUGACUCUGAUGAGGAGAACCACAACGAGUCCCCAGCAGGCCACCACCAGCCACCCUUGCCCAGAGGAGGUUACAUGCGCUCCCCAUCGUGGACCCGUUGCAGCAAGGCUGAGCACCCCAGGGAGAGGAAGCACCACAGCGACUCCGACACCACCGCAGGGCCCUUAAUGAAGCUGGAGAGGCCUAAGCAGCCCUGAGAGCCUGUGGGUCUCGGAAAGAGAGAGGCCCAGAGCGGAAACACCGGGAACGGACACCGAGACCACACCAACUGCCCCAACCCCUGGUCCGGGCACUGAGACAACCAUGGUGCUGAAGACACUACUGACAGACUGAGCUCUUGAUGCUGUGCACUGUAUUAUAAACUUAAGAUGAAACGAUGUCUGUGAGUGAAAUACACACAGACACACACACACACAUGCAAACACACACAAAAUGACACACGGAUAUCGGCAAAAUCACACACACGUACACACAUGCUAUUUAUUGUGUUUUCCAUGCAAGGGGUUCCACUGGCACAAACACUGGAGGGCCAGUGUGCUUUUUGAGGCUUUGUUUGGGAUGAACAACAGGGUAUAAGGCUGUCCCAGUGUGGGGAGAAUGCUUGGCUAAAAGCCUCCCCAUCCCUGCAGCAUCUUAGGGGUGGGAGAGUAGGCUUGGAGGGGUGGGACGGACCCUGAAAUCUGUGACAACCUCGGCUACAAAAUAUCAUGUGGCGAAGUUAACGAGAAUACCCACUCCAGUCAAAUAAAUGACUGGAAUAUGGACAUCAUUAUGCGAUAGUACAGCAGGCAAUCUGGAAGUCUUCUUUGUAAUUAGAAUAAGAGUCCAACCUGAAUCUAUUGCACAAUGUUCUUCCUUAAGGUGCCAGGGCCAUCUGCUCUCUGAAUGACUUUCUGCAGGCUUUCUGUAGGUUGUAACUAACAGGAAGCAAAGGGCAGUGUUUCAGUGGGGCCACUCUCCAUCACUCUCUUUUCUUCCCAUCCUCUCCCUUCUACCUCUCUCUACCUGAGAGGAAACCGGUGUGGCCACAGUAAACCAAAUGUAUUUGCAGAUAUGAUAUUAUGAGAUACGACAGCAGCCCUUCUCAGCAACAUUACAUUCAACACUGUGGAUCUUGUCCUUUGUCAAACCAAGUGAUGUGGGGAUGGGUGGUGAGAAAAAUAAAGAAUUUCAUGCAAACAAAGUUAAUUUUCUCUGUGGGGGACUUUUGCAUUCGAGCACUAACCAAACAUUGUGCAGCUGUAGGUUGUCUGAUAGGGUAUUAUGAACAGCAGUCUGAGCCUUUCAUUAUUUAUGCUCAACAGACCAAACAAACAAACUCUCUCGAAUUCCUGCCAGGGACACUGGAAAAAAAACAGCAUCAGCAACAUGAAAACAGUUCAAUUGAAACCACAUUGAAAUACUUCAGAGUACACACUUAAUCACACAGUGGACAGAGAAGUAUUGAAUAGCCAAAAUGUUUAAAUGUUCAAAGGAAUAACUUUAAUUUAUUCUUGUCAGCUUCGCCAAAAUUAAUGGGCUCUGGCAGCUCUGUAGAGGUUUAAAAUGUCUGCUUUUGAAAUGGUGACUGCAGGUUCCUAACUGAGCAGAUAGAGGGCAGAACAGAAUAAAGUGGGGAAUGCAGAUGGACUUACAGUAUACAGUCAUACACAUAUCCAUAAACAGCUUUAUACCAUGCAUUGUUGAAUACUCGUUUCUGAUUGGCUUGAAGUACAUUCUAGAGUGUGCAUUGUUUCAGUGAUAAUGCCCAAGAAGCUGGUGUUUGGAGGAUAUAUUGGUACAGGUGCUGUUAGGCCCGAGACGAAGUGGAGGGCCGGCAAAUCGUGCCAAUAUAUCCUCUAAACACCGGCUUCUUGGGCAUUAUCACUUGUAUACAACGGGUCAACAACAUAUUAUGGGCUCUCCAGAGGGUGGUGUGGCCUGCACAACGCAUCACCAGGGGAAAACUACCUGCCCUCCAGAACACCUACAGCACCCGACGUCACAGGAAGGCCAAAAAGAUCAUUAAGGACAACAGCCACCCGAGCAACUGCCUGGUCACCCCAAUAUCGUCCAGAAGGAGAGGUCAGUACAGGUGCAUCAAAGCUGGGACCGAGAGACUGAAAAACAGCUUCUAUCUCAAGGCCAUCAGACUAUUAAACAGCCACCACUAACACAGACAGGCUGCUGCCUACAUACAGACUUGAAAUCAUUGGCCACUCUAAUAAAUGGAUCACUAGUCACUUUAUUAAUGCAACUAUAAUGAUGUUUAAAUAUCUUGCAUUACUCAUCUCAUAUGUAUAUACUGUAUUUUACACCAUCUACUGCAUCUUGCCUGUGCCACUCAGUCAUAUAUUUAUAUGUACAUAUUCUCAUUCCAUCCCUUUACUUAGAUUUGUGUGUAUUAGGUAGUUGUUGUGGAAUUGUUAGAUAUUACUUGUUAGAUAUUGCUGCACUGUCGGAACUAGAAGCACAAGCAUUUCGCUACACUCGGAAUAACAUCUGCUAACCAUGUGUAUGUGACCAA
This is a messenger RNA of Oncorhynchus masou masou (cherry salmon), 3174 nucleotides long. RefSeq names its product dysbindin domain-containing protein 1-like. NCBI's taxonomy places the organism in Eukaryota, Metazoa, Chordata, Actinopteri, Salmoniformes, Salmonidae. The record is from RefSeq and is a predicted model, not a curated record. The coding region runs from base 383 to 865 and encodes 160 amino acids. Gene Ontology annotation, biological process: negative regulation of protein kinase activity. Gene Ontology annotation, cellular component: cytoplasm. The transcript is spliced from 4 exons.